Molecule: messenger RNA, 2640 nt
Organism: Gracilinanus agilis (Agile Gracile Mouse Opossum)
Lineage: Eukaryota; Metazoa; Chordata; Mammalia; Didelphimorphia; Didelphidae
Gene: ECT2L
Product: epithelial cell transforming 2 like
Exons: 19
Coding region: 1-2640 (879 amino acids)
Molecular function (GO): guanyl-nucleotide exchange factor activity; protein binding
Source: RefSeq, a predicted model, not a curated record
AUGAAUAGAGAGAUCUCUACAGAAAUGUCAUUAAGAGACUCUUCCAACGAAAGCCAGGUGAUUGAGUGCUUUCAAACAAAGUUCAGCACCUGGACACCAAUUACUAACAAAUCAUUAAAUAAACAGCUCUUUCAGGAACGAGUUAGUCUUAUAACUCAUUGGUUUAAUCUAUGGACUGACAAGCAACGUAAAGAAUUUCUACUUACAAUAUUGCAAAGUUGCAGUCACUCACAACUGAAGUUUGUCAAAGGCUGCUUUUCUGAGAAGAUUUCUGAGAAGAUUCCAGUGGCCAAAGUGGAUUUCUGCACAGUGUUACCACGUUUCAUUUCUCUGUACAUCUUCUCCUUUCUGAAUCCCAUGGAUUUGUGUGCAGCAGCACAAGUUAACUGGCCUUGGAAGUUUUUAACUGAACAGGAUUGCUUGUGGAGGCCAAAGUGCAUCAGGUUUGGAUGGUUUCUGCCUUAUGAUCCCUCAGAUAAUGAAUAUGGUGCUUGGAAGCGUCAUUACAUUGCCUGUGUUGCCACCUUGGAUUGGCUAACUCCAAGGGAAGCCUCUGCCAUCUAUGGGACCCUCAAUGAACCAAAAUCAGAAAAUGAGGAGCAAGAAGAAAGGCAAAGAGAAAGAUGCCUAAGAAAAAUUAUUUGGGGAAGACUUGCACUCCAUAAGAGAGAGUUAUUCAAAAUUCGACCCCCUUGGAUGAGUGGAACAUGUUGUUCUACAGUGUUAAAAUCCAGAUAUCAGCCACAACUCUCAGAAACAGUAAAGGAUCGCAUAGAAUUGAGUGUAGCUUUGGAGAAACAGCGUGUUUUAGCAUCUUUAGAAGCCUUACCCAAAAAAAAGAAUGUGUCUGGAAGUCAUUCUUAUCCUGUGUUAUCAAACAAACAUUACCACAGAGCUGAUCAGAAGUAUGGCAGUUUUCCACAUUCAGUCCAGACUUCUCUGGUAUUGAUAUCAUCUCGGAUCCCUGCAUAUGAGAUGGUUGUGGACAGUGUGAAAACUGGUGUCAUUCCUCUGGUAUAUGAAUAUACUGGUUUGACUUUGGAAAGUCUACUGCUGCUUGUAGAAAAAGUUCUUGAUGGCCGGAAAGUACAAAGUAUUGGGAUAUUUAGUGAUGGAGAUUCCAGAGAAAUCAAUUUACUACAAGGCUAUACAAUUGGUAUUGAAAAUGUGUUAACUCCUGAGGUACGAGACUUUUGGGAGAAACUUGGAAGCUGUGUAGCUACUGAAGAAGAAGGAGGUCACAUCGAUAUCUUUAUUCCUCUGGCAGCAUCAGGGCAGUUUAUGUUUGAUUCUCUGAGCCUUGCUGAUGUUCUGGCUAACCAAGAAACUGCUCAGGUCUUAGCUGAUGGAUUGAUUGAACUAUCAAAGGAGAAAUCAGAAAAUCCACUAGAAUAUCUAUCAUAUUUUCUGCUGAAGAAAUCUAGCAACAAGAACAAAGAAUUUGAUGGAAAUUUUCUCUCAACAAAAUGUGAUGCCACAACUCUCCAUUUCUUAACAAAGGAAAGAAAUAUGAAACAAGAUCAUUCUCAGAAUAGAAAGACUAGUAUCACUGAAGAUGAUUUAAAACUUGAGGUGCUGGUUAAAUUGGAAAGAAAGCUACAGAUGGAUUUGGCAGAAAAAAGGAGUAAAAUUGCUGGAGAGCUAUUGAAAAGUGAGAGAAAGUAUAUACAGAUGUUGGAAAUAGUGAGACAUGUUUAUGUCAUUCCAAUGAAAGCAGCACUGGCAUCAAACAGAGCCAUCCUAAGUUCCAUGGACAUCCAGAUCAUCUUUUCUGAUAUACUGUGUAUCUUAGAUCUCAACAGGCAUUUUCUGAGUGAACUAACUGAGAGACUCCAAGAAUGGGGACCAGCACAAUGUCUGGGAGAAAUAUUCACCAAGUUUGGACUUCAGUUGAAAACAUACACCAAUUUCUUCAACAAUUACCCUGUUGUUCUGAAAACAAUUGAGAAGUGUAGAGAAAGGAUUCCAUCAUUCCGGGCAUUUUUGAAGACAAAGGACAAGACUAUUGUUACAAGAAUGAUGAGCCUGCAGGAGUUGCUCUUGUACCCAUCGAGAAGAUUUGAGGAAUACCUUAACCUUCUCUAUGGCCUGAGGCUUCAUACACCUUCAGAACAUGGCGACCGUGAAGAUCUGACUACUGCAAUCAAACAAAUAAAAAGAUACAUAGGUUAUAUAAAUCAGUUGAAGCAAAAUGUCAACAGGAAAGAUCAGUUGUCGGACAUAGAAAGGAGUGUCUGUGGAUGUCCCACUCUAUCAGAAGGCAACAGAUUCCUAAUUAAGGUACAAGACGUGGCCCAGCUUCUCUGUUGCAAUGAGGAAGACAGCUUCUCAUUAAGGCUCUAUGAACAUGUCCACGAUCUCAGCCUUUUCCUCUUUAGUGAUGCACUUCUUGUUUCUCGUCGGACUGUCACUCAUACUCCGUUUGAGAGGACUACUGGGACAACUUAUCGGUUUCUAGCAUUGGUAGCCCUUCACAGACUGCUAAUAGAAGACAUCCCAGACUCCAAAUAUAUCAAGAAUGCAUUCGUUCUACAAGGACAAAAAUGUCGAUGGAUUUGUUCAACAGAGAAUGAGGAUAAAUGUGUAUGGCUGUCAGUGUUACAGAGUGCAAUCAGAAGCAGUAUAGAGAAGUAUGACUGA